GCGUGCUGCAUAUUCCAUUUGCGGAAUAUACUAUACGCCUAGCUGCAUUUCGGACGGGGUCAAUGACUUCGGCAGUGACUCUUCCGGGAGUCGACGACAGUUUUGCCCACGUCAUGUCCAGUUCAUCGUCACCACCAGAGCAAUAAAGCCGGCAGCCGCCAAACACCGAUCUCUCAGACGCCGCUUGCCUGUCCGCAGGUUCGCAGAGGAGUCGUCAUGGCGGCUUGGAGCACCGUCGUCGUCGUUUCUCUCGUAUUUCUUCACCACAGCCGCGCUGCGAGUGAGAGCGAGAUUCUGGCCAACUUCAGGCGCUGUCAGCGGGUGUGCAACCGAGUGUUGAGCAACACCAGCCUGCUGGGCGUCGUGGUGGGCGUCGGCGAGAACCUGCAGAACGCCACGGCCACUGUGGGCACCGGCAUCCGCGGCGGCAUUCAGGGCGUCGCCACGGGUGUCCGCCAGGGAACGGCCGCCGUUGUCGACAACGUCCGUAGGAACAUACAGGCUGUCAGGAACGGUAUCCGGCCCAACAGGUACCCGGAGGACGACUACAAGGAGAACAGCCCUUUGCCUCCCGAGGAGCAUCUCUACGUGGUCCCUGCUCCAUGACACCGCCGCGACGUUGCAGGGUGGCUAAGGCCUAAUCGCCUUUUUCGCAAUCCAGCUGCACAUCUAACUCAUACUCAUUUCAUACAUUUUAUACCUCGUCAUAUAACGUUGACCGCGCCGCUGCGCAGGCCGUCGCACACAAGAUUGCAUUGUAUCUGCACAUAUAUAGCGCCGCCGUUCACAUAACACACACACAUUGAAAGAGAGAGCCUCAUUGUUGCGACUGUGCAACUCGCUUCCAUCUAUCGAAAUUUGCUGUCUGCCUAUUGUUCGGUAGUUUGAACAAGAAAACCAAGCUCACGAAUGAGAAGCCGUUUACGGUAUAGGUGCGUUAAUCCGAAUAUGUACAACAGUGACACGGUUAUAACGGCCACAUUUUCCUGCUUCAUCAAUACGUUCAUAAAGCGACAGCGUUUUACUGCACGCAACAUUGCGAACGUCGUACACCAGAACAUUCGCGUGAAGGAACACCAGUUAAUUACUUUGACGUCACAGCGCUGCACGCAUGUGCGUAAACUUGGCAGGAUCGGAGGUUACUUCACCUCACAGCACGUGUGUUCCGCGCACUUGCAUCUUUUUGUCACGGUGAGCCACGUAUAACUUAUCACUGCCGUCUCAACGCUCAUAGUGCACAAGCUCUUCUGCCACCAUGCAUGACGUCUGUAGGUUUCGCCACUAUAGGUUCAAGACAACAUUGAGUGGAGCGCAAAGGUCAGCCAUUUUGUGGUCUUCGCCGGCUGAUAUGGGGUUCUGUUGACGGUAUUCUGGCGCGCUUGCUAAGGCGAGGGGGACACUAGUUUGUUCCUUUUUGUUGUGAGGAACGAAGCUGGGAAGAAAGACACCUUCGGAUAUUGACGUGGCCAGCUUAGUUUAUCGAACGAAUGCUGCGUCGGUAAAAAAACCUGCCAACCCGUUUAUUAAUAUUUUUUUAAAUCAAAGCUUCACACUUCCUCAAUAACCCAUUUUCACUGCACAGCUAUGACAUGUUAGCAUUGGAUAAAAAGUCUCUAAUCACUGAAAACCAAGUGGCCUUGAUAUAUAUCACCACAUGAGAAGUACGUACGCAAGCGCGCUGCCGGCGCCAUGACCCCAGUAGUGUUCGCUGCUUUCCUGCUCUUGGAUCAAAGAGACCUCAAGAAGUGUGCAGAUGACAGCCGCAUUGUGAGCGUUUGUAGCCGAUUAUGGUGAAGAGGGUGCUCGUGCUGUUGCUCGCAAGCCUUUUUAUCCCGGUUUGCCAUGCUUUAAGAAGUGCAAACGAAACGAGCGCUUAGAACCCCAGUUGCCUUCACUGCAGCAGGGUAGAUAAACUAUUCGUAAGAUGAGACCAUUGUAAAAGAACACGAUGACUGAUAAGUUCUUACGAAGCCAGCAGUCAAGAGUACCAGCCUAUUGCAAUAGCCAACUAGCGCGCUGUAUUGGCUGGGUCACCUGCUCACGCUCAUACAUACGUAGACAGCUUCGAAAGGUGGGUUGUUGGGUCACCUAAAUAUAUGCGAGGGCAAACUAGGACAAGAAAAAGGAAACAGACACGACAAUAUUUCCUCGGCUCUGUUUAAUUUCACACUCACAUUUUUUCUCCGUGUUUUCCCCCAAGUAUACACACACAAAAUGCGAGGUGCUAUACAAAAUUGUGAUUUAUUAACAUGCUUCGACGUUGCCUAAUAAGAACAGCGAGCACGCUCUCUCAACACCGGUGUCCGUUCGAAGGUCCGCAACUUCUGCCGAAACCCGCAAUGAUGGCGCCGAAGAAUACUCCUUCUUGAGGUGUAAACCUCGUCCACCGUGUAAAUAAAAGGUCACCAACGA
This is a messenger RNA of Dermacentor andersoni, 2412 nucleotides long. RefSeq lists its product as uncharacterized. Lineage: Eukaryota; Metazoa; Arthropoda; Arachnida; Ixodida; Ixodidae. The record is from RefSeq and is a predicted model, not a curated record.